AUGAUUAUCCGGACAUUGCUUGGGUUAGCCGCAGUUCAAUUUGUCUCUGCAAAUGUCGUCCAACUGGAUUCAUCCAAUUUUGACACCAUAAUGCAAUCUAAUGAUGUUGUUUUUGUAAAUUUCUAUGCUGAGUGGUGUCGAUUUUCACAAAUAUUGAAGCCUAUUUUCCUCGAAGCCAGCCAGAAAUUCCAGAAUCUCCCACCAGGAAAAGUUGUAUGGGGAGCUGUUGAUGCUGAUCAGCAAGCUGCGCUUGCAACUAGAUUCCAAGUGAACAAGUAUCCAACUUUGAAACUCUUCCGAAAUGGAGAAAUUGUCCGCAAGGAAUACAGGUAG
Messenger RNA from Cylicostephanus goldi, 333 nucleotides. Lineage: Eukaryota; Metazoa; Nematoda; Chromadorea; Rhabditida; Strongylidae. The record is from the annotation of a GenBank genome assembly.